Molecule: messenger RNA, 408 nt
Organism: Aaosphaeria arxii CBS 175.79
Lineage: Eukaryota; Fungi; Ascomycota; Dothideomycetes; Pleosporales
Exons: 4
Coding region: 8-241 (77 amino acids)
Biological process (GO): mitochondrial respiratory chain complex IV assembly
Cellular component (GO): mitochondrial intermembrane space
Source: RefSeq, a predicted model, not a curated record
GCAAAAGAUGUCAAACAAUCCCGAGAAGGCGGCUGCUUCCCAGGCGGCGAUUGAUGAUGAUGAACCGGACGAUUGGGACAAGAGAAUCUUCAGCACCGGGUGCUCUGAUGAAAAUGCGAAAUUGACGGAUUGCUACUACGAGAAGAAAGAUUGGCGAGUGUGUAAGAAGGAGAUGGAGAUCUUUCGAGAAUGCUGGAAGAGGCAUGGUAACAACGAGAGAACGUCAUCUAAGGAUGUUUGAAUGCAAGAUAUUGUAUUUUGACGCUGUAUUACAAAUUGUACAAGAUUACCACUCUGGCACACGAUGUUUCCGAACUACCCGAGUAUCAAAGAUUAGUAGCCAAGGUUCGCAUUGAACAAUCGCCAGUCCACGGAAUGAGCCUAUAGUCAUAAUGGGACAUAAUCGCU